AUACCGGGGCAGAAAAGUUUGUUUGAGAUAAAAGUGAGGAAAUCGCUGGUUAAAUGAGCUGUUUCAGUGUUCCCUGCAAGGUUUGGGGAUAUUGUUUCCGUGUUAAAAAAAAAUCCUUCUAAAGAAGACCCUGGAACAAAAUUCUCCUCUGGUAGCUCCACUGACGGUACCAGUGAAAAGAAUCUUUUCUUGCAUUACAUGAACUCCAUAAUGUUUCUUAGAAGGAAGAAGUAGUAUCUGCACGUGGGAUUGGGAACUUCAAUAUUCCGAAUCCAUAUUUCACGUGCUUCAUAUGUUUCAAAUUGUACAUGGAACGCUCGAGCACUGGAGCAGGCUCCGCAGGGCAGUGGUCACAGCCCCAAGCCACUGGAGUUCUAGAAGUGUUUGUCAACCCUUUCAGACGGAGGGUUUGGAUUUUGCGUGGAGCCAAGGGUUGCACUGCGUGAUCCUUGCAGGUCCCUUCCAACUCAGGCUGUUCUGUGACUCUAUGACUAACAGGAUCACGGAGCUACGGGCACUUACGGGAGCACCUGAAUUUUAAGCUGCCUUACUUCUGGCUGUUGACGCUGCCAGCGAGCAGAAUGUAGCGUAUAAAAUGGCAUCGGAUCUGAGAUGCAUCUUUUAUGCUGCAAAUAUGUAAAUGUCCAGAUGCGGAUUGCUAUUUUCAAUGCUGUGUUUCAGUCUAAUUUUGCAAGGGAACUAAAAUACAUAACUGAAUUAGGAAUUUCGGAAGGCUGAAGGAUUGAUAUUGAGUAGAGAUGGGAAAAUACACUAACUGUGCAUAUCUCUUUGUUAAACUAUAAUGAAGAAAAUGAGUACUUCUGAGCAGCAGCACUAACGAGGCCCAUUCUUGUAAGGAUUUGUGACUGAGCCCUCCUUUAUUUUCUGAUGUCUGAUAAAGGGUAAUAUUUCUGUUUCAGCUUUUCUUUUGGAGAGGGAAUAAUGGCACCAUCAUUUUCCUGAAAUAUGUGGAAUUUUAGUAGCUUCAAGAACUCUAAACUUCUAUCAGAUCACCUAGAUCAACUCUUUCUUUUAGUGUUCAUUACUUCUUUUUAUAUUAAAAUCUCCUUUUAGUUAUGAACUGUAAUUCAGGGCUCUUAUAAAUCACUAACUGCUUCAUGUGAAAAUUCAUUUUCAGGUUAAUGGCAAUGCUGGUUUAGGAGCACAUCAUUAUAGCCUAAUGAACGAUGGAUUAACUGUUGUCCUUUCUCAUUUGUGAUAUUCAUUCUGUGGGACAGAUAGGGCAGAGUUUGGUGGUGUUCCCCCAGGAGAACAAUGCUGCUGGCACUGAGAGAGGAGCAGAGGAAGCGGCGCUGCAUGCCAUGAUGGCCAGUGGAGUAUUUUUUGCAGUAUUUUAGUAGACUGAGUAGUACUUGCCCACAAACUAGGAAGCAGAAAACUGAUGUAAAGCUGGCUUGCACUGCCAGCUGUUACACAGAAGGUUUAGAGGCAGACUUACCUGCCCGAAUAUUUAUUUUUGAGCCCAUAGCUGCCAGCGGACAUUUUACUCUAAUGAUAAAAAUUGCUUUUGGAGAAAAAUAAGCAAAACAAAGGAGAGAGUGAAAGAAGAAGGGAAAAGAACCUCCCCGUAGCAAGCUAGAAAGAGAAGCAAGAGUGUCCCCAGACACGUGACCUCCUGUCCAGCACAGCACACAUUGCUCCCUAGCACCUUUCCCAGGGAAGUGAGGUAGUUCUCACUGGGCUCCCCGCAGCCCCUGCUGAUUGCUGCUGCCCUUGAUGCUCUUGGUGCUGACCGUGCACGCUGUAACCAGGAGCACGUGUUGUGCACUGUUGGGUUGUUAAGCUUUGGACAUCUAUAUUGCUGGCUAAUGCUUAUUGAAUACUUGAAUGACUGUCACUUACUUAUCUUUUUUUCCCAAAGGCAACAACCAGGAGUUAGGAAAAGGAAUCAGUGUGUGAUUUCCACCCUGGUAACAACUGCCUGCCUUGGGAAGCCACCGAGACAGCCAUUCAGAUGGAGCACAAAGAGUAAGGAAAAGGAAGUGGAAGGAGCUGCUUUGUGCUAUGAAAAGAGACGCACUUCAGAACUUGUGGUACAGAUUUUCAAGGCUACUGACACGCUUCUGUAAAUUAGUUACUGCCCAGUUCCGGUUAGUGUCAUGUAUGUGAUCCCAUUAAAAUGGAUCUUUUUCUUUCUUCUCAUAUUUUCUGUCGUAACAAUGUGGUACAUUGCUUUUUUUUCAAACUCUGUGGUUGAACGUGCAAACAGCAUGUAUUUCUAUGAGUACGAACCGGUUUACAAGCAACCCUACCUCUUCACAUCGCAACAACACUUGAAAUGCAAAGACAUAAAUCCAUUUCUGGUCAUCUUGGUGUCUUCGAGACCUAAGGACGUGAAGUCAAGGCAAGCCAUAAGGAUAACAUGGGGAUCUAAAAGCUCCUGGUGGGGACAUCGAGUUCUAACCCUGUUCUUACUAGGGCAGGAAAUGGAAACAGAAGACAAUUCUGCAGCACUCUCAGUAGAAGAUGAAAUCAUACUCUAUGGUGACAUAAUUCGCCAAGAUUUUAUGGACACUUACAACAAUCUUACCUUGAAAACAAUCAUGGCAUUCAGAUGGGUGGCUGAAUUCUGUUCUAACGCUAGAUUCAUCAUGAAGACGGAUACCGAUGUCUUCAUCAAUACUGGUAACUUAGUAAAGUUUCUUCUGAAGUUCAACUCCUCAGAAAGCUUUUUUACUGGUUAUCCUUUUUUACGUAACUUUGCCUUUAGAGGCUUUUACCAAAAAACAUACAUUUCUUACGAUGAGUAUCCAUUCAGGUUUUAUCCUCCAUACUGCAGUGGAAUGGGUUAUAUAUUGGAUGGAAAACUGGCGCUCAGGGUUUACGAACUGAUGGGUCAUAUCAAACCUAUAAAAUUUGAGGAUGUUUACGUUGGAAUUUGCUUAAAUAUACUUAAGGUGAACAUCAGCAUUCCAAAAGAUAAUCAACAAUUCUUUAUUAAUAAAAUUAAUUUUGAUAUCUGUAAGUAUAGACAGUUGAUUGCAGUACAUGGCAUUACGCCAGGUGAAAUGAUCAGGUUCUGGAAGGAUUUGUCAUCGGUCAGUUCAGUUACUUGCCUUUGAUUCUGUACUAACGUAUUUAUAAAUGUAAACUUGUAUCACUUAGAGCUUUGAAUUCCAGUGUAAAAAUGUUGAACUGAAAUAUGGGGCAACAUGGAAGAAAAACAGGUGUUGAGAUGACACUGAUGGAAAGACGGCUGUGCUGCAGCGGCAGAACUGCGAGGGCAGCAUUCCUCUGGGGUCCUCUGACAUUCCCAGUACCUUUAUGUAGGAAUUCACAGAGCACGUUUCCAUGUGCGUUUCCUAUGCAUGGAGGGAACUUUGGAAUGCGCAAUUCUGUCUUGCUUUGACCCUGCUCCGUGCACUCUGCUGUAACCAUGGGAUUUCUGCCCAAAUCUCCUGGAAUUCAUGAAGCGUCACUGAGGAAUAAUGUUUACGUCAAGAAAUGAGCUGGGAAGAUGCUUCUCAAACUACUGCCCAACUACAUUUCUUCUGAUCCUUUUGUGAACUGCAUAAACCUUUGCCACCCUCAAGUAUUUGUUCUCUGCACAGAACAAAACUUGGAGCUACCUUCUUAUUUAAAUGUAUUACCUCUGUCGUCCUCCUGGGAGCUCUACAUCCUCUCAUUUAAAUGCUGUGUUCUAAUGUAUGUAUAUUUAUACUCUGUGUUCAGAUGUAUGUAUCUUUAUAUACACGCCAAAUAGAAUUGCUUUGAUGUCUUGCAGGUAGAAAUGCUAAUGCUCACAGACCGUUAGAGAGCUAGAUGCAGAAGAGUUCACGUGCAGUUGAGGUACGAGACGUCUCUCAUGCAGUGGUAUUAUCAGAUAACGCUGCGGUGUGCGUGCUCCUGCACCCCGAGAGUUACUGUAGCUACACAGGGAAGAUUCAAAUGGAUGUGCUUAAAUUGUGACUUCAUACCCAUUUCAAAAACAGCUUUCUCGCUUAAAAUUUCAAAAUGAAAACAAGAAUGAAAUGCUAGGCUUCUUACGUCUUAAAGAAGACAAACGUGACUGUGUCUGUAAAGAUGGGUAUCUUAACCACUUUAUUCAUAUCAGCAAGGCCAAGGUUUCAGUAGUUUACACUUUUAAUUGACAGCAAUACAGAAUUUGCAAUUGCAGUAACAUAAUUAUCCGAGACACAUCUACUACACAGUGGAAUACUAUAGUUACAUCCUGUACAUCUAGCAUGACAGAGCACUGCCACUUUUUGUUCUAUAGCUAACGUGUUAUGGCAUAUUUACAUUUGGCUGUCUUUCAGAUAGUCUCUUAGAGACAAAUUAGAAGAGGUGCAGAAACCUCUAGUACCCAGACUGAGGUUUCACCAAUGCUUUUGUUACAUUGUGGUAAUGGUCAGUAUUGACUUCUUCUGUCUUUUCCGUAACUGUACAUGGUUUUAUGAUGGGAUUAUAGGACAUUACUUUUUAAAAUACAAAAAUGAUGUCUUGGAGAGAAUAUUGUCUAGACAAGUAUUUCAGAUUUCAGUGUUCUGUUUGCCAAGAAGGUCAAAGUUUUUCAAAAAUAGAUUUUGUUGUUGCCGUUGUUGAACUAAUAGCUAAAGAUACAGUACUGCACAACUGAGAAAAGAAUGCUAGCGUGGUCCUGAAUGAGAGGAAACUGCAGCUGUUCUUCUGGGAUUGGGAUCCAUUGGCUGAUUGUGGUCAGCUCCCAGGAGCUCGGUGAGAAAUGCUUAACUUGUUCAUUGAUUGUUUGUACAUGGGAAUAAAAAAAACCUUUCUUUCUUUGCUUUGAAGCCUGCCAUGUUACACGUUUAGAAAUAAACGAUUUCUCACAAGAACACC
This is a messenger RNA of Numida meleagris (helmeted guineafowl), 4818 nucleotides long. It is a transcript of the gene B3GALNT1, whose product is annotated as beta-1,3-N-acetylgalactosaminyltransferase 1 (globoside blood group). The coding region runs from base 2121 to 3083 and encodes 320 amino acids. Gene Ontology annotation, molecular function: N-acetyl-beta-D-glucosaminide beta-(1,3)-galactosyltransferase activity. The record is from RefSeq and is a predicted model, not a curated record. The transcript is spliced from 3 exons. Gene Ontology annotation, cellular component: membrane. NCBI's taxonomy places the organism in Eukaryota, Metazoa, Chordata, Aves, Galliformes, Numididae.